ACCCCCAUUAUAUAUUAACACCCAUUUGUCUCUUUAUACUACUACUCUUCUCUUCUCUCUUCUUUCCCCGAACAAUCUCCGAUUAUCGAUAUUAUCUCUCCGGCGCAAACAAAAAUAUCAAACACAUAAUAACCUUCCACUACUAUAUAUGAAUAUUUAUAUAUCUAUAUCGACCAUGUUAUAAAUAUAUUAACUGAUAUAAUAAUAAUAGCAGAAGAAGAGAAGUGUAUGGUUAUUGGAAUGCUUGCUGUGUCAUCGUUAAGGGACACUUACCGAGAUGAAAAGCAAGGAGGAGAGACGGUGGAGACCAGUAAUAUCAACUUCUCGAUCAACGCCGGAGAUGGGUUCCCGGACUUUGCCGAUUGCAUCGAUUUCGACGACCUUUUCAUCGGCAUCAAUGUCGACGGCGAUGUUUUGCCGGACUUGGAGAUGGACUCAGAAAUCCUCGCUGAUUUCUCAGCCGAGGAUUACAACUCCGACGUGAACGCAUCUCCCUCGUCGGCCGAGAAAUCGGCUGAUAUCGACGAUAACAGCGUUAGUAUUAAUAGCACUAUAACAAGCUCUACUACUACUCAUCGUGCGGAAGAGGAAGAUGAUAAAAAAAUCAAAUUCACUACGACGGAGAAUGAAGACGACAAGGUUUCAGGUUCCGGGUCGGGUUUGGAUUCGAGUCUUUCUGGUUCGGUGACCGGUCGGAAUGUUGCGUCGACGAAUACUAAUAAGGAAGCUGCCGAUAAAGGAGGAGGGAAAAAGUCCUCUUCCUCUACGGCUCAGUCCAAGAAUAAUAACUCUCAAGGGAAGCGAAAAGUUAAGGUUGAUUGGACACCAGAAUUACACAGAAGGUUCGUACAGGCAGUGGAGCAACUUGGAGUGGAUAAGGCAGUGCCUUCUCGGAUUUUAGAACUCAUGGGAAUCGAUUGUCUCACUCGACAUAACAUCGCCAGCCACCUUCAGAAAUAUCGUUCGCAUCGGAAACAUUUGCUGGCACGUGAGGCCGAGGCAGCAAGCUGGAGCCAGAGGAGGCAAAUGUUUGGACCGGCAGGUGGCGGCGGCGGUGGGGCCGUGUCCGGUAAGAGAGACGUCGGCCCUUGGCCGGUUUUACCAACCAUGGGGUUCCCUCCGAUGACACCACCACCAGUGCCACCAUUAGUACCACCACCCAUGCACCACCACUUCAGACCCUUACACGUGUGGGGUCAUCCCACCGUUGACCAAUCCCUAAUGCACGUGUGGCCGCCUAAACACUUACCUCACUCCCCUUCUCAUCAUCCUCCGCCGCAAGCCUGGCCGCCGGUCCCUCCUCCUCCGCCACCACAGGACCCUUCUUACUGGCACUCUCACCACCAGCGAGUUCCGAGUACACUAACCCCAGGAACCCCUUGCUUUCCACAACCAAUGGCUACGCCGAGAUUUGCCACACCAACAGUCCCAGGCAUCCCACCACCCCAUGCCAUGUAUAAAGUAGAGCCCGGCAUUGGUAAUCUCAACCCUGGACAAUCUGGCCCGCACCCUCUUUUCGACUUUCACCCGUCAAAAGAGAGUGUAGAUGCAGCUAUCGGAGAUGUUUUAGCGAAACCAUGGCUGCCACUUCCUUUGGGCCUAAAACCUCCCUCAACGGAUAGUGUGAUGGGGGAACUUCAACGACAAGGAGUCCCUAAAAUUCCACCCUCUUGUGCUUGAUUAUUAUCCACACACAUAUAUAUAUAUGUAGUACUUUUUUUAAUCAAGAUGUCCAGGGAAACCCUAAAUUUGACGACAUGUCCUUUCCUAUAUCAAAUCUAAUCUACCACCUUUUUUUGGGGGGAAUCGAUCGAUCAGACAUGAUCAUGAUGACGACGAUGACGAUGAUCUCCUCUUCUAGCUCUUCGACCAAAGGCCAAGUAUUAUUUUCUCAUAAAUAUCGAUCUCAACUACUCUAAUAUAUAUUAAUUAGUACGAACAACGGCUUCGAUUAUUUGUUAGCUUUGUCCAUAUAAUGUGUGAUGAUGAGUACGUACUUAUAAACUGAAUUAUUUUUUGUAAUAAUGAUCGAUAGAUAUGAGUACUAAUAUGAGAGACUAUAUAUAUUUGUAUUAAUAUAGUAACAUGUUAUUCUCAACAA
This is a messenger RNA of Humulus lupulus (European hop), 2101 nucleotides long. Its product is annotated as transcription activator GLK1-like. The transcript is spliced from 6 exons. The record is from RefSeq and is a predicted model, not a curated record. Gene Ontology annotation, biological process: positive regulation of DNA-templated transcription. The coding region runs from base 229 to 1680 and encodes 483 amino acids. Gene Ontology annotation, molecular function: transcription cis-regulatory region binding; DNA-binding transcription factor activity. NCBI's taxonomy places the organism in Eukaryota, Viridiplantae, Streptophyta, Magnoliopsida, Rosales, Cannabaceae. Gene Ontology annotation, cellular component: nucleus.